Molecule: messenger RNA, 3938 nt
Organism: Daphnia magna
Lineage: Eukaryota; Metazoa; Arthropoda; Branchiopoda; Diplostraca; Daphniidae
Gene: wapl
Product: protein wings apart-like
Exons: 14
Coding region: 323-3676 (1117 amino acids)
Biological process (GO): regulation of chromosome condensation
Source: RefSeq, a predicted model, not a curated record
GUGGCACUUUAUGUUACAACCGCUCUUGAUGUCUGAUAAAAAGAACUGUGAUCAUAAAAAUUAUCAGCGCCUGGUUUUUAUCUAAUUUCAAUUACUCUAUUUUGAAGCUAUGACAGUAAUUUUUAUGCGUGUACUAAUAAGCUGUCAUUGAGGCACAUGUUUACCAUUUGGAUUACCGAUACAUUAAUAAGACGCUGUCGUUCAACACGAGCCGUUGGCGUCUGUCGUCACUCGUCAGACUGCAGUACGCGCCACGAACUUCUGAAGUACAAAAUAUAUGCAGCCUAGUUGACCACAACAAAAUUAAAAGUGAUUUGCAGAAAUGUCAAAACAUAACAAGACCUACGGCAAACGAGGAGCAUCUGCCCCUGUAGCAAGUAUUCAAUUUGAUAAAGUGAUCACUGAUAAUAACAAAAGACCCUCCGCUUCAAAAUCUGCUGGAGUUGUGGGCAAGUGGGGAACCACAUCUUUUACAUCACUGAGAAGUAGCCAAGUAAAUGGUAGUAAAACAGGUAAAAGAGGGAUGAGCCCUGUCAAAUGCCUACCGGUAGAAUAUGGAUUGACAAGUCACACAUCAACAGCUUUAAACACUGGACUAGAUGCCUUUAAUUUUGAACCUGGUGUGAAUACGACUACCAAUUGUACAGCUCAACCUAAACCGAGAAAAUUUUUUAAAUCGCGGGCAGUGGAAGAUGUUACAAAAAACACCUCAAAUGUACAAAAUUCAUCUCAAUCAUCAAAUUUUGUUGAUUAUCCAUCAAACCACGGUGAAAUCCUUGGUAGUGCCAAUUUCUACCCAGCAUCGUCUGGUGGAGUAGGUUAUCUCUCCCCUACGUACACAUCACCGACAUCCAAAACUACAACAAAGCGAGGAAGAGGACGCCCGAAAGGGGCUCGAGUAACGAGUCCACGUGGAUCUGCCGUUGCGACAAGCUAUAAACCCAAUCCCGGAAGAGGAGUAGCGCCACGCGGAAGACGCCGAGUCAAAAACAACCGUUCCGUUCGAGGACAACAAUCUGGUGGCCGUGGCAAACGAAAGCGGGCUAAAUGGGAAGGUGAAUCAGAGUCCGAAGGUGAAGAAGAAGAAGAAGAAGAAGAAGCUGAAGCUGCAAAUUCAGAACUGGAAGAACCUUUGACCUUAGUCAGGGAAACCGACCUCGAUGAAAAAGAAGAAAAGUUGGAAAGAAAUAAUGGUGUUGAAAGUUUGAACGAUAGCAAAGAAGAAUGUAAACCGCCGAUCAAGCUUCGUAUAAUCCGUCGGAAUGACACGAAUGCUUUUGUAAGCAAAGUGGGAACUGAACCCGAUAAGGAAACAAGUGAGAUUGUUACUCCUCCCGUCAUAGAAAUGCCCAAAGAAGAGGUUUCACUACCAGUGGAAUGCCCCGAGAAAGUUGUUGAUGUUCCAACAGAAGAAAAAAUGGCAAUAUCUCCGGAAGUACCUAUAAAGAGAGAAAGUCCAGAGCAUUGUCCAUCCAUUGAAGAGGAAGAGACCUUUCAGAAGCCAGUCAUUCCAGAUGAUGUCAUAACAGUGCACAAGGAAGAAAUAGCUAGCAUAGACUCGUCUGCAAUUCCUCCGCCAACUGUUCAACAUCACCAAAGGAAGUCGAGUAUUUUUAAGAGUCGAGGCAUCUCGACACAGCCUCCAGUGGACAAAAAUUCGUUGGUUAAAGGUGAAUCUUCAGUUGCUGCCAAAGGCAAGAAAGGUCUCGCUCUUUAUCGUCACACUUGGCAUGAGGAUGACGCACGGAAAGCAGCGUCGACAGAAUCUGACGGUGUAUCAGCCGCCGCUGCUCUGUUAUCAUCGACAGGAUUGUCCCCAGAAGAUCAGCAACAUCCUCACUCCUCACCUUGGGACGAGUUAGGGGAUGAGCCAGAGGGACCACCUCCUAAACUUUCUCGUUUAGGUGCAUUGUCUUCGAAUUCUCUUUCCUCAGUGCCCCAGAAACUUGCCCAUUCCUCGGAACUCGACGGAGAAGAACUCUCAGAGGCCAAUAGUAGCGUGCGCUGCCCUCGCAAAGUCAAAGAUUAUUAUACGGUGGUGCGUAACGUAAAAAAAGCACAUCAGAUACAAGAAUCUGGGGAGUUUCAAGAAUUUAAUGACGAUGUUGACUACAUUCUUGAUGCACUUCAAGAUCGAAACCCUACAGCCACGAGAUGUCUUUCUGCCAUGAGCCUAGCCUCAAAGUGCAUGGAACCUGCUUUCCGAAUGCAUCUUCGAGCACAUUCUACAGUAGCAAAAUUUUUCAAAGCGCUCAAGGAUGCUCCUUCAAAAGCCAGUGUUGCCCUAUGCACGUCGUGUAUCAUGUUUGUUCUCACUCAAGAUCGACUAAACAUGGACUUGGACCGUGACAGCCUAGAACUUAUGCUUAACCUUCUCGAAAUCGAUGCUGGUCAGGUUGAUCCGAUGGAAGGCAAAGAAUUAGAAAAAAAUAAGCUUAAAGUACGGGAACUGUGCGAAGAAAUGGUUCGUAAGGGCCACGCUCCGCAUUUGCAGCUUGAUCAUAUAACAGCUGCCCAGCUUGCUAUGGAAACACUCUUAAGCUUGACUUCGAAAAAAGCCGGCGAAUGGUUCAAAGAAGAGCUGCGUGUUCUAGGUGGUCUCGAUCAUAUUAUCCAAACCGUGACCGUUUGUACAGCCGUUCUCACCUCUCCAUCCGAUGGAAUCUCAAAUUGGGAAUGGGAUAAAUGUCGACUUGAUGCCCUUAAAAAAGUUGAUCGAUGCCUGAGGGUUUUAGAAAAUGUGACAUUCCAAAAUGAGGAAAAUCAGAAUUACUUAAUGGAGUUCUCCAACGGACGUCUGGUCGAUGGCACUCUAAAUCUGCUGAUGCUGCUUUGUAGAGAAGUUGCGGUAUUUUGGCCAGCCGGAAGUAAGGUUUCAUUGAGCAAUCUCCUGAGCGAAACUCUUUCCAAUCUGAUGAAGGUGGUAAUGAAUCUUACUCACGAUAGCAACGAUGACUCCGUUGGUAGUAAAGUUUACGGAAAUAAAUCCCUUACGUGGGAUACGACUUUUGUGUGUCUUCUUCAGACAUCACUAUGUCUGCCCGAAGAUAAAUCUUUUGAUGUUAUGACUCUGGCAUUAGGAAUAUUGAUCAAUUUGGUCGAGCGCUCUUCAAGCAACCGCGAUCGACUGAUGACCGUCACAGUUCCAGUCAAUGGCGAAGACGAAAUGGGCAACAAAACCAUAGCCAUAAGGGCUUUGAUUGACCUUUUCAUUAGAAAGGAAGACAGUGCUCGUUUAGAAGAAGCGCGAACUGACGAGAUUUUGGACGGUAAACCUGAUCAAACUGAUGCUGGUACAGCUAAACCUACCCCUACUGGUUCGAGUGAACCUCCAUCAAAUAAUACCGGAAAAACGCAAGAAGAUGCCAUGGAAGAAACAGUUAAGAAAUUAUUGCAUAAAGCAGGUCGACACAUGGAAGACAGCAUGGUCGCUGCAUACGUCGCACUAUUAUUAGGAUAUGUUGUGAUGAACAAUACGGAAUAUGAAAAUCAAGUCAAAGAACUACUUCCAGAAAAGAAAUUUACACAAAUGAUCGUUGUUUUGAAAAAGUUUUACGAGUUUCUUAAAUUAACUGCAAACGCUGUUACGAGUACCAGAGGAUUAAAAAACACUCAAAUGGUCAUCAAAUUCAUGGAAACAAGCGACAAAGUUCAAACUGCCGGCAAUUUUAGGUGAAAAAAGAACUGCAGCACGUUUCACUUGACGAAAACAUAAAAUUUUAUAAACCGAUGGAACUCCUACAUUUGGAGAUCGAUGAAAUCCUUUAUCGUUCUGGUUUGGUUUUCAUCAACUGAACUGUGUUACUGGUUUUCGGGUAUGGCAUUGUAAUGCCAUGAUCGUAUCGUACAGCGAUUUCAAAUUGUUUCUUAUUUAAUGUAAAUUGCAAUGAUCUUCUCAGUUUCCUUUCGUGUAAUAAUACAUUAGUUUUGUAUUUGAA